AUGUUUCCCAUGCUGCGACAUGCGAUGGGUGGUUCGGCUUUGGCAAGGAAAGUGGCGAGCCGAGGCAAACCGGCUUCAUUCACUGGCUUUUCGAGGUUCUGCAUUUUGGCAGAAGCUCAGCUACCGGACGGGCUCCUCGCAUCCAAAACGGUGGCGGUUCGGCUUCAAUCCGCGGCGGAGCAGCUCAAGCCGUCGGAUGCACGCAAAGGUGAGAAAGCCAUAGGAGUCGGAGACAGAGGAGCAGGACUGGUCUACAGAGAUGGGCGGCCUGCAUCCAGCUCUGCCUUAGGGACACGCGAGAAAGAGGCCAAGUUUCCACGUGAAGGUGUUUGGGUUGUGAAAAUCCAGCCUCCGCUGGAUGUCAGCAGCGACUCUGCAGGUGGCAUCGGGCGCAUCACACCAACGACAUUGUUGCUCAGCGAUAGACUAUGGAACUUCGUGCGGUUCGUCCGUGAAGAGGACGAUGGACAUUUUCCGCUCCUUCGGUGUGCGUUGGGAGAGCCUCGCCAGGUGGCAUAUCGCUAUGCGGAAGAAUUUGAAGACAAGGGUCAGAUGCUACGUGCAGAGCGCUUGGUGUGUCUACAUCGACGUCAUCCCUACACAGGAUCAGUCGGGAUGGUAGCGAUCAGAAUCCGAGAGUGGUCCCCGCUUGUACAGCACCAGCGAACUGCGCGCGACAAAGUCAGCGGUGCCAUUUCGCAUCCUUUCUGCCCGAAAUGUACCGCUUUUGGACUUUCUCAGGGCACUGUCUCGGCUGCCAGUUGGGCACAGAAGCUAGAGCAGGUAUGGUCUAGAGUCCAGAGCCAGCAGCCCCUCCAGAAAGAGAAAAGCAGCCCCAAAGGUCCAGAUGAGGCCAUCUCCCAGGCUCCGAGGCCCGUCACAGAUUGCCCGAAGGCUCUAAGGGCCGGUGCAGGCGUGAGCUGUGGCAUUGCAGGCAGUUUGGAGGAGGUCCCCGACAUCCUCGAGGACCCCCAGGUUCUCGCGUGCUUUCUGGACUUGGGCUCGGGGGGAGAGGUCCUUCGAACGGGGUGGCAAGCGGCUUUGCCAGAGAUGUCUGCCUUUGAUGCAAAGGCUACAGUGAGAUGGGGUGAGAAGUCGUUCGACGACAAGAUCCUGAAGACCUGGCCGCGUGCGUGUCACACACCACUGGGCCUGCACUCGCUUGAUGUUCCACGGAGCCAUGUCGUUCAUGAGAUGACUGGAUGGUGCGACAGAGGACUGCAGGCAAGCGAACCUCUCACACAGGUGUCAGGCAAGUGUCCUAAAUGCGGUGCUAAACUUCUUGCCGACUCUCAAUUCUGCCGUCGCUGCGGCCACAAGUUGAUGGCGCAGGUCGAGAUGUCCAGUGCCGGGCAGGAAGGGCUUCAAUAUCUCUGCUCCAAGUAUUCAUCUCUCAUCACACGUCUCCGCGAGGAGGUUCUGGCCAGGCAGCAGGCGGAAGCUGAGGCAAGACUCUUGGAGUCACGCCUGCGGGAGGAGUCUGAGGCUUGGCAACAGGAGAAGAGCGGCAUGAUCCGGGAGCUGCAGCAGCUCCGCGAAGAAAUCGCUGGUCUGCAAUCGCAGCUUUUGGCAAAGAGGUUACAGAAGGCCGACAGCAGCAGCGCUGGCAGGGAGGCGACGACGGCGCCGGGCGAUGCUGCAGACAGCACCUGGAAACAGUACCAGGUACAAGCUCAGCAGCACCACCAGCUCAUGUCUCUCUUGGCGGAACACUCGCAACUGCAGGCAGAGCAACAAGACACGCAGGCCGAGCUCACGACAUGCCAGGAACACCUCACACGCUGGAGGCGGAAAGCCUCGGAGCUGGAGAGCCAAGCGGCCAUGGCCGAGAGCGGCCGCGACGAGGCAGAGCGCCGAGCCAGAUGUGUCCAAGAAGAGAUGCGACAGGCCCUGAGAUCGGCUGCAUCAGCCAAGGGCCGCCAGAAGGAGGCCGAACGCGUUGCGCGCCAGGAGGAGCUUCAAAUGCGAGAUCUGGACGAGCGACUCAAGGCGCUACGACACGACAGCCGGGUGAACGCUCGGCGUGCAGGGAGCGCUGAGCGACGACUUGCCAGUGCCGAGGCAGCGGAAGUUGCGGCUGGCCACCUCGAAAGUGACGUGGCAGACCUAAGACGACGGUUACGGUGUGCAGAAGACCAGGCCAAUGAGCUCAGAGCGAGCAAUCUGCGCGUGGAGCAAGCAGAGGCCAGAUCUGCGCAGCGAGCCGGCGAGGUCAAGGGUGAGCUGAGAGCGGCGGAAGCUCUGAACCAGACCAACUCAGUCCAUCUCAAGGAUCUCGAGGUGCAGCUGAUGACGACGCGGGAAGCCUUGGCAGAGGCAGAAGCCGACCGUGCCACCAAGAGCAGCUGGUCGAAGCGCCUGGGCCAUGAGCUGGCAGACGCGCGUGCAAAGCAGCAGGAGGCUUGGCAAGUUCAAGAGCAGCAGGCUCAUGAACUACGUGAAGCACGUCGACGCCUGGAUCAGCUGGUCGGGGGAGGAACUUCCAUGCCAGGUGGCCAGCUUGCGCAGUGCAAGCGUCGGCUCCUCGACCUGGAGCAGGCUUGCAGCCGCAAGGAGGCGGAGGUUGCUGAGGAACGGCGGGCCCGAGAGAGGUGCCACACAGAGGCCGUCCGGGCCAGUGAAAAGCUCCGCGCAGCGAGGGCACAAGGUGCUCAGCUAAAAGAGCGGCUGCGAACUUUGGAGGAGGCCGAGCUUCGGUAUCCAUCACGAUUUCCACCUCAGAGAGCGAAGCCACAGACCAGCUCUCGGCGUCCCAGUCGAAGCUUCAGCGUUCCGGCCCCCGAAGGGCGCUUGCGAGACGGGCGACCUGGACGACCUGAUUCCCAUACGUCACACGCCACGCACGCCUGGAUGCAAGCGACGCUGCAAACUCCAGAGCCGCUGGAGCCGUGUCAGACCAGCUCCACCAGCGACGAUGUGCAAGUGAUGAAGGACUUCGUGAAAAACGAGGAAGCCAGGCUUCGUGCCUUGAGCCACGGGGGUGCGCGGCCUCUGGACCCCGACCCGGGGAGCUAUCGCUUGUCUUGGGAGGAACAGCCCAGGGCCGCCCUUCCCUUCAAGGCGAAGAGAGCGAAGAGCAGAGCGAAGAAGAGCAGAGCCUUCGGCGGCCAGGCCUCGGAGCCGCCAGCACUGCCCGAGGAGGACUUAAGCUUGGCCACGCUACUGGCCAUGAAGCCCCAACCACCGGACAAGACUGACCAGGCAGCAGCCGCUUACCAUGAGUUGCCUUCAGAGGUGGCGCCUGUCCUCAGGCCGCAGGGAGCUUCGAGCACGUGA
Messenger RNA from Symbiodinium necroappetens, 3276 nucleotides. The record is from the annotation of a GenBank genome assembly. NCBI's taxonomy places the organism in Eukaryota, Dinophyceae, Suessiales, Symbiodiniaceae.